CGGCUCCCCAAACUGAAUGAGCGAGCGUUGCGCGGGACGCUCGGCGGCGGCAUGGAGCGCAGAGGCUGGGCCGCUCGGACUUUGCUCCUGGCGCUGGUGCUGGGAGCGACGCUGAGCGCGCGCGCGGCGGUGGGCUAUUACCCCCGCUUCUCGCCCUUCUUUUUCCUGUGCACCCACCAUGGGGAGCUGGAAGGGGAUGGGGAGCAGGGCGAAGUGCUCAUUUCCUUGCACAUUGCGGGCAGCCCCACCUACUACGUGCCGGGACAAGAAUACCAUGUGACAAUUUCAACAAGUACCUUCUUUGAUGGCUUGCUGGUGACAGGACUAUAUACAUCAACAAGUGUCCAGGCUUCACAGAGCAUUGGAGGCUCCAAUGCUUUUGGAUUUGGGAUCAUGUCUGACCACCAGUUUGGGAACCAGUUUAUGUGCAGUGUGGUGGCCUCUCAUGUGAGUCACCUGCCCACAACCAACCUCAGCUUUGUCUGGAUUGCCCCACCUGCAGGAACAGGCUGUGUGAAUUUCAUGGCAACAGCAACACACAGAGGUCAGAUCAUCUUCAAAGAUGCUUUAGCUCAGCAGUUGUGUGAGCAAGGAGCUCCAACAGAGGCCCCAUCACGCCCACAUCUAGCUGAAAUACACAGUGACAGUAUUAUCCUGCGAGAUGAUUUUGACUCCUACCACGAACAGGAAUUGAACCCAAAUAUAUGGGUUGAAUGUAACAACUGUGAGACUGGAGAACAGUGUGGUGCAAUUAUGCAUGGCAAUGCUGUUACCUUCUGUGAGCCAUAUGGUCCAAGAGAAUUGAUUACCACAAGCCUUAAUACAACCACGGCUUCUGUCCUCCAGUUUUCCAUUGGUUCAGGCUCAUGUCGCUUUAGUUACUCAGAUCCCAACAUCAUUGUGUCAUAUGCCAAGAAUAAUACAGCAGACUGGAUUCAACUUGAGAAUAUCAGAGCACCUUCCAAUGUCAGCACAAUUAUCCAUAUCCUCUACCUCCCUGAAGAUGCCAAAGGAGAGAAUGUUCAGUUUCAAUGGAAGCAGGAAAAUCUCCACGUAGGUGAAGUGUAUGAAGCCUGCUGGGCCUUGGAUAAUAUCCUGGUCAUCAAUUCAGCUCACAGACAAGUCAUUUUAGAAGAUAGUCUUGAUCCAGUAGACACAGGAAACUGGCUUUUCUUCCCAGGAGCUACAAUUAAGCAUAGUUGUCAAUCAGAUGGGAACUCUAUUUAUUUCCAUGGAAAUGAAGGCAGCGAGUUCAAUUUUGCCACCACCCGGGAUGUAGAUCUAUCUACAGAGGAUAUUCAAGAGCAAUGGUCAGAAGAAUUUGAGAGCCAACCUACUGGGUGGGACAUCAUAGGAGCUGUCAUUGGUACAGAAUGUGGAACAAUAGAAUCUGGCUUAUCACUGGUCUUCCUUAAAGAUGGAGAGAGGAAACUGUGCACACCAUAUAUGGACACAACCAGUUAUGGGAACCUGAGAUUUUACUUUGUUAUGGGAGGUAUUUGUGACCCUGGAGAGUCCCAUGAAAAUGAUAUCAUCGUGUAUGCAAAGGUUGAAGGAAGAAAAGAGCACUUUACACUGGAUACUCUUUCCUAUUCCUCUUACAAGGUUUCAUCUUUGGUUUCUGUGGUCAUCAAUCCUGAACUUCAGACUCCUGCUACCAAAUUUUGUCUAAGGCAAAAAAACCAUCAAGGACAAAAUAGGAAUGUUUGGGCUGUAGACUUCUUCCAUGUCUUACCUGUUCUUCCUUCUACAAUGUCUCACAUGAUUCAGUUUUCCAUUAAUCUAGGAUGUGGAACACACCAACCUGGUAACAGUGUCAGCUUAGAGUUUUCAACGAACCAUGGACGUUCUUGGUCCCUUCUCCACACCGAAUGUUUGCCUGAGAUCUGUGCUGGAUCACACCUCCCCCAUAGUACCAUCUACUCCUCUGAAAACUACAGUGGGUGGAGCCGAAUAACUAUUCCCCUUCCCAAUGCUGCGCUAACCAGAGACACUAGAAUCCGCUGGAGACAAACAGGACCAAUUCUUGGAAACAUGUGGGCAAUUGAUAAUGUUUAUAUUGGUCCAUCCUGUCUCAAAUUCUGUUCUGGCAGAGGACAGUGCACUCGGCAUGGUUGCAAAUGUGACCCUGGAUUUUCUGGUCCAGCUUGUGAAAUGGCAUCUCAAACAUUUCCAAUGUUUAUUUCUGAAAGCUUUGGUAAUUCCAGACUCUCCUCUUACCAUAACUUUUACUCUAUCCGUGGUGCUGAAGUAAGCUUUGGCUGUGGUGUCUUAGCCAGUGGCAAAGCCCUGGUUUUCAACAAAGAUGGGAGGCGCCAGCUAAUUACAUCUUUCCUUGACAGCUCUCAGUCCAGGUUUCUCCAGUUCACACUGAGAAUAGGAAGCAAGUCCGUUCUGAGCACAUGCCGAGCCCCCAACCAGCCUGGUGAAGGAGUUUUAUUGCAUUACUCUUACGAUAAUGGGAUAACUUGGAAACUAUUGGAACAUUAUUCAUAUCUCAACUAUCAUGAACCCAGAAUAAUUUCUGUAGAAUUACCAGAUGAUGCAAGACAAUUUGGAAUCCAGUUCAGAUGGUGGCAGCCAUAUCACUCUUCCCAGGGAGAAGAUGUCUGGGCUGUUGAUGAAAUUAUUAUGACAUCUAUACUUUUCAAUAGCAUUAGUCUUGACUUUGCCAAUCUUGUGGAGGUCACUCAGUCUCUGGGAUUCUACCUUGGAAAUGUUCAGCCAUACUGUGGCCAUGACUGGACCCUCUGUUUUACAGGUGAUUCUAAAUUGACCUCAAGUAUGCGUUAUGUAGAAACACAAUCAAUGCAGAUAGGAGCAGCCUAUAUGAUUCAGUUUAGUUUGGUAAUGGGUUGUGGCCAGAAAUAUACUCCACACAUGGACAACCAGGUAAAACUCGAAUACUCAACUAACCACGGUCUUACCUGGCACCUUGUUCAAGAGGAAUGCCUUCCAAGUAUGCCAAGUUGUCAGGAGUUUACAUCAGCAAGUAUUUACCAUGCCAGUGAAUUCACACAGUGGAGAAGAGUCAUAGUCCUCCUUCCCCAGAAAACCUGGUCCAGUGCCACCCGCUUCCGCUGGAGUCAGAGCUAUUACACAGCUCAGGAUGAGUGGGCUUUGGACAACAUUUACAUAGGGCAGCAGUGCCCCAGCAUGUGCUCUGGCCACGGUUCCUGUGACCACGGCGUGUGCAGGUGUGACCAGGGAUACCAGGGUACUGAAUGCCAUCCAGAUGCUGCUCUUCCGUCCACCAUCAUGUCAGAUUUUGAGAACCAGAAUGGCUGGGAGUCUGACUGGCAAGAAGUGAUUGGUGGAGAAAUUGUCAAGCCAGAAGAAGGGUGUGGAGUCAUCUCUUCUGGAUCAUCUCUGUAUUUCAGCAAGGCUGGAAAAAGACAGUUGGUGAGCUGGGAUCUCGAUACUUCUUGGGUGGACUUUGUUCAGUUCUACAUCCAGAUAGGUGGAGAGACUACUGCAUGCAACAAGCCCGACAGCAGAGAGGAGGGCAUCCUCCUUCAGUACAGCAACAAUGGUGGCAUCCAGUGGCACCUUUUGGCAGAGAUGUACUUCUCAGACUUCAGUAAGCCCAGAUUUGUCUAUCUGGAGCUUCCAGCUGCUGCCAAGACCCCUUGCACCCAGUUCCGUUGGUGGCAGCCUGUAUUCUCAGGGGAGGAUUAUGAUCAAUGGGCAGUUGAUGAUAUCAUCAUUCUGUCGGAGAAACAAAAGCAGAUCAUCCCUGUGGUCAACCCAACUUUACCCCAGAACUUUUAUGAAAAACCAGCUUUUGAUUACCCAAUAAAUCAAAUGAGCGUGUGGUUGAUCUUGGCUAAUGAAGGAAUGGUUAAAAACGAAACAUUCUGCUCUGUCACACCAUCAGCCAUGGUAUUUGGAAAAUCAGAUGGGGAUCGAUUUGCGGUAACCAGAGAUUUGAUUCUGAAACCUGGCUAUGUACUUCAGUUCAAGCUGAACAUAGGGUGUGCCAGUCAGUUUAGCAGUGCUGCUCCAGUUCUUCUUCAGUAUUCUCAUGAUGCUGGUAUGACCUGGUUUCUGGUGAAAGAAGGAUGUUACCCAGCUUCUGCAGGCAAAGGAUGUGAAGGAAAUGCCAGAGAACUAAGUGACCCUACCAUAUACCACACUGGGGACUUUGAGGAAUGGACAAGAAUCACCAUUGUUAUUCCAAGAUCUCUUGCAUCCAGCAAGACCAGAUUCCGAUGGAUCCAGGAGAGCAGCUCACAAAAGAAUGUGCCUCCCUUUGGUUUGGAUGGAGUGUACAUAUCAGAGCCUUGUCCCAGUUACUGUGGUGGUCAUGGGGACUGUGUAUCUGGAGUGUGUUUCUGUGACUUGGGAUAUACAGCUGCACAAGGAACCUGUGUGUCUAAUGUCCCAAAUCAUAAUGAGAUGUUUGAUAGGUUUGAAGGGAAACUCAGCCCAUUAUGGUACAAGAUAACUGGAGGCCAGGUUGGAACUGGCUGUGGGACACUUAAUGAUGGCAAAUCUCUCUACUUCAGUGGCCCUGGGAAAAGGGAAGCAAGAACUGUCCCCCUGGACACCAGAAAUAUCAGAUUAGUUCAGUUUUAUGUACAAAUUGGAAGCAAGACUUCAGGAAUUACCUGCAUCAAACCUCGAGCUAGAAAUGAAGGGCUGGUUGUUCAGUAUUCAAAUGACAAUGGGAUAGUCUGGCAUUUGCUCAGAGAGUUGGAUUUUAUGUCAUUUCUGGAACCACAAAUUAUAUCCAUUGACUUACCACGAGAGGCAAAGACACCCGCUACAGCUUUUCGGUGGUGGCAACCCCAACAUGGAAAGCAUUCAGCCCAAUGGGCCUUGGAUGAUGUCCUUAUAGGGAUGAAUGACAGCUCACAAACUGGGUUUCAAGACAAAUUUGAUGGCUCUAUAGAUUUGCAAACUAACUGGUAUCGAAUCCAAGGUGGUCAAGUUGACAUAGAUUGUCUGUCCAUGGAUACUGCUCUGAUAUUCACUGAAAACAUAGGAAAACCUCGUUAUGCCGAGACCUGGGACUUCCAUGUGUCAGCAUCGACCUUCUUGCAGUUUGAAAUAAGCAUGGGGUGUAGCAAACCCUUUAGCAACACCCACAGUGUACAGCUCCAGUAUUCUCUGAACAAUGGCAGGGACUGGCAUCUUGUCACCGAAGAGUGUGUUCCUCCAACUAUUGGCUGUCUGCACUACACAGAAAGUUCAAUUUACACCUCUGAGAGAUUCCAGAGUUGGAAGCGCAUCACUGUCUACCUCCCACUCUCUACUAUAUCUCCCAGGACGCGGUUCAGAUGGAUUCAAACCAACUACACCACAGGAGCUGACUCCUGGGCAAUUGAUAAUGUUGUGCUGGCCUCAGAAUGCCCAUGGAUGUGCUCAGGACGAGGGAUUUGUGAUGCUGGACACUGUGUGUGUGACCGGGGCUUCGGGGGUGCAUCCUGUGUUCCUGUUGUUUCUCUGCCAUCAAUCCUGAAAGAUGAUUUUAAUGGAAACUUACAUCCUGACCUCUGGCCUGAAAUGUAUGGUGCAGAGAGAGGGAAUCUGAAUGGAGAAACCAUCAAGUCUGGAACAUCUCUCAUUUUCAAAGGGGAAGGACUGAGGAUGCUUAUUUCAAGAGAUCUAGACUGUACCAAUACUAUAUAUGUCCAGUUUUCCCUUAGAUUUAUAGCAAAAGGUACUCCAGACAGGUCUCACUCUAUUCUAUUACAAUUCUCCAUCAACGGGGGAAUCACUUGGCACCUAAUGGAUGAAUUUUACUUCCCUCAAACAACCAGCAUACUUUUCAUUAAUGUUCCCUUGUCCUACACUGCCCAAACCAACGCUACAAGAUUCAGACUCUGGCAGCCAUAUAAUAAUGGUAAGAAAGAAGAAAUCUGGAUUAUUGAUGACUUUAUCAUUGAUGGAAAUAAUCUAAACAACCCUGUAAUGCUUCUGGAUACUUUUGACUUUGGACCCAGAGAAGACAAUUGGUUUUUCUAUCCUGGUGGUAACAUUGGACUCUAUUGCCCAUAUUCUUCAAAGGGAGCACCUGAGGAAGAUUCCGCUAUGGUGUUUGUUUCCAAUGAAGUUGGAGAGCAUUCUAUUAUCACUCGUGACCUGAAUGUGAAUGAAAACACCAUCAUACAAUUUGAGAUCAAUGUUGGAUGCUCAACUGAUAGUUCAUCUGCUGAUCCAGUGAGACUGGAAUUUUCCAGGGACUUUGGAGCCACCUGGCACCUGCUUCUGCCCCUCUGCUACCACAGCACCAGUCAUGUCAGCUCCUUGUGCUCCACUGAGCACCAUCCGAGUAGCACCUACUAUGCAGGGACCACACAGGGCUGGCGGAGGGAAGUCGUGCACUUCGGGAAACUACACCUUUGUGGAUCUGUGCGUUUCAGAUGGUACCAAGGGUUUUACCCUGUUGGUUCUCAACCAGUAACAUGGGCUAUUGAUAAUGUCUAUAUUGGUCCCCAAUGUGAAGAAAUGUGUAAUGGACAUGGAAGCUGUAUCAAUGGAACCAGGUGUAUAUGUGAUCCAGGAUAUUCAGGUCCAACCUGUAAGAUAAGCACCAAAAAUCCUGAUUUUCUCAAGGAUGAUUUCGAAGGUCAGCUAGAAUCUGAUAGAUUUUUAUUAAUGAGUGGUGGGAAGCCCUCUAGGAAAUGUGGAAUCCUUUCCAGUGGAAACAACCUCUUUUUCAAUGAAGAUGGCUUGCGCAUGUUGAUGACACGAGAUCUCGAUUUAUCACAUGCUAGAUUUGUGCAGUUUUUCAUGAGACUGGGAUGUGGGAAAGGUGUUCCAGACCCCAGGAGCCAGCCUGUGCUUCUCCAGUAUUCCCUCAAUGGAGGCCUCUCAUGGAGUCUUGUUCAAGAGUUCCUUUUCAGCAACUCCAGCAAUGUGGGCAGGUAUAUUGCUCUGGAAAUACCCUUGAAAGCUCGCUCUCCUUCUACUCGCCUCCGCUGGUGGCAGCCAUCUGAAAAUGGACACUUCUAUAGUCCGUGGGUUAUCGAUCAGAUUCUUAUUGGAGGGAAUAUUUCUGGCAAUACAGUCUUGGAGGAUGAUUUCACAACUCUGGAUAGUAGAAAGUGGCUGCUUCAUCCUGGAGGCACUAAAAUGCCUGUGUGUGGUUCUACUGGUGAUGCCUUAGUCUUCAUUGAAAAGGCCAGUACCCGUUACGUAGUCACCACAGACAUUGCUGUGAACGAGGAUUCCUUUCUACAGAUAGAUUUUGCUGCCUCCUGUUCAGUCACAGACUCUUGUUAUGCUAUUGAAUUGGAGUACUCGGUGGAUCUUGGAUUAUCAUGGCACCCUUUGGUGCGGGACUGUCUGCCUACCAACGUAGAAUGCAGUCGCUAUCACCUGCAGCGAAUCCUGGUAUCAGACACUUUCAACAAAUGGACCAGAAUCACUCUCCCUCUCCCUCCUUACACCAGGUCCCAAGCCACUCGUUUCCGUUGGCAUCAACCAGCUCCUUUUGACAAACAGCAGACAUGGGCAAUAGAUAAUGUCUAUAUUGGGGAUGGCUGUGUAGACAUGUGCAGUGGCCACGGAAGGUGUAUCCAAGGAAACUGCAUCUGUGAUGAACUGUGGGGUGGCCUGUACUGUGAUGAGCCUGAGACCUCCCUUCCAACCCAACUCAAAGACAACUUCAAUCGUGCUCCAUCAAACCAGAACUGGCUAGCUGUGAAUGGAGGGAAAUUAAGUACAGUGUGUGGCGCAGUGGCAUCAGGGAUGGCUCUGCAUUUCAGUGGGGGUUGCAGUCGACUAUUAGUCACUGUGGAUCUAAACCUCACAAAUGCUGAAUUUAUCCAAUUUUACUUCAUGUAUGGAUGUCUGAUUACACCAAACAACCGUAACCAAGGUGUUCUUUUGGAAUAUUCUGUCAAUGGAGGCAUUACCUGGAAUCUGCUUAUGGAAAUCUUCUAUGACCAAUAUAGUAAACCUGGAUUCGUGAAUAUCCUGCUCCCACCUGAUGCCAAAGAGAUAGCUACUCGCUUCCGCUGGUGGCAGCCCAGACAUGAUGGCUUGGAUCAGAAUGACUGGGCCAUCGACAAUGUCCUCAUUUCGGGUUCUGCGGACCAGAGAACUGUCAUGUUGGACACCUUCAGCAGCGCCCCUAUGCCCCAGCAUGAGCGCUCCCCUGCCGAUGCAGGUCCUGUGGGCAGAAUAGCCUUUGACAUGUUUAUGGAGGAUAAAACUGCAGUGAAUGAGCAUUGGCUGUUUCAUGAUGAUUGCACAGUAGAAAGAUUCUGUGAAUCCCCUGAUGGGGUCAUGCUCUGUGGCAGCCAUGAUGGAAGAGAAGUAUAUGCAGUGACCCAUGACCUGACUCCCACAGACGGCUGGAUCAUGCAGUUCAAGAUCUCUGUUGGAUGUAAAGUAUCUGAAAAAGUUGCCCAGAAUCAAAUUCAUGUGCAGUAUUCUACAGACUUUGGUGUAAGCUGGAAUUAUCUAGUCCCUCAGUGCUUACCUGCAGAUCCAAAAUGCUCUGGAAGUGUUUCCCAGCCAUCUGUAUUCUUUCCUACUAAAGGAUGGAAACGAAUCACCUACCCUCUUCCUGAAAUCUUAGUGGGAAAUCCAGUAAGGUUUAGGUUCUAUCAGAAGUACUCGGAUAUGCAGUGGGCGAUCGAUAAUUUCUACCUAGGCCCUGGAUGCUUGCACAACUGCAGAGGCCAUGGAGACUGCCUAAAGGAACAGUGCAUAUGUGAUCCAGGAUACUCUGGGCCUAACUGCUAUCUUACUCACACUCUGAAGACUUUCCUGAAGGAACGCUUUGAUAGUGAAGAAAUCAAGCCUGAUUUAUGGAUGUCCUUGGAAGGUGGAAGCACGUGUACUGAGUGUGGUAUUCUUGCUGAGGAUACUGCACUCUAUUUUGGGGGUUCCACAGUGAGACAAGCUAUUACUCAGGAUUUGGAUCUUCGAGGGGCAAAGUUCCUGCAAUACUGGGGGCGAAUCGGCAGUGAGAACAACAUGACCUCUUGCCAUCGGCCCAUCUGCCGAAAGGAAGGCGUACUGCUCGACUACUCUACUGAUGGAGGGAUUACCUGGACUCUACUUCAUGAGAUGGAUUACCAGAAAUACAUUUCUGUAAGACAUGACUAUAUACUUCUUCCUGAGGAUGCUCUCACCAAUACAACUCGACUCCGCUGGUGGCAGCCAUUCGUGAUCAGCAACGGACUUGUGACCUCAGGCGUGGAGCGUGCUCAGUGGGCACUAGACAAUAUUUUGAUUGGGGGAGCAGAAAUUAACCCUAGCCAACUUGUUGACACAUUUGAUGAUGAAGGAACUUCCCAUGAAGAAAACUGGAGUUUUUACCCUAAUGCAGUAAGGACAGCAGGAUUUUGUGGCAAUCCAUCGUUCCACCUCUACUGGCCAAAUAAAAAGAAAGACAAGACUCACAAUGCUCUCUCCUCCAGAGAACUCAUUAUACAGCCAGGAUAUAUGAUGCAGUUCAAAAUUGUGGUUGGAUGUGAAGCCACUUCUUGUGGGGAUCUUCACUCUGUAAUGUUGGAGUACACGAAGGAUGCAAGGUCCGAUUCCUGGCAGCUCGUUCAGACCCAGUGCCUGCCUUCCUCUUCUAAUAGCAUAGGCUGUUCGCCCUUUCAGUUUCACGAAGCCACCAUCUACAAUGCAGUCAACUACUCCAGCUGGAAGAGAAUCACCAUUCAACUGCCAGACCAUGUCUCCUCCAGUGCCACACAGUUCCGCUGGAUCCAGAAGGGGGAAGAGACUGAGAAGCAAAGCUGGGCAAUCGACCACGUGUACAUCGGAGAAUCUUGCCCCAAGCUCUGCAGUGGGCACGGGUAUUGCACCACCGGUGCUGUCUGCAUCUGUGAUGAAAGUUUCCAAGGUGAUGAUUGCUCUGUUUUCACUCAUGAUCUCCCAAGUUAUAUUAAAGAUAAUUUCGAGUCUGCACGAGUCACUGAAUCCAACUGGGAGACCAUUCAAGGUGGAGUGAUAGGAAGUGGCUGUGGGCAGCUCGCCCCCUAUGCCCAUGGCGACUCACUCUAUUUUAAUGGCUGUCAAAUAAGGCAAGCUGCGACCAAACCGCUGGAUCUCACACGAGCCAGCAAAAUCAUGUUUGUUUUGCAAAUUGGAAGCACAGCACAGACAGACAGCUGUAAUAGCGACCUGGGAGGCCCCCACGCUGUGGACAAGGCGGUGCUACUACAGUACAGCGUCAACAAUGGCAUUACGUGGCAUGUCAUCGCGCAGCAUCAGCCCAAGGACUUCUCACAGGCCCAGAGGGUGUCUUACAACGUCCCCCUGGAGGCACGGAUGAAAGGAGUUCUGCUGAGAUGGUGGCAGCCACGCCACAAUGGGACAGGUCAUGAUCAGUGGGCUUUGGACCACGUGGAGGUUGUCCUCACUCGCAAACAAAAUUACAUGAUGAAUUUUUCACGACAACAUGGGCUGAGGCACUUCUACAACAGAAGACGAAGGUCACUUAGGCGAUUCCCAUGAAGAAUCUAAAAGUUUAUUUUCCUUCCAACAUGUGAUGUGUUGCAUCCCAUUCAUUUCAAUCUCGCACUGCAUCUGAUAUCAGGAAAUGCCUCCGAAGGAAGUCGGUUAAUCACUGAAAGCCCUUCUCAAGACCAAGUGUAUGCCACUUUCCCACACUGUGAACGAAUGACAAGUGACUUACUUUCUCAUAAGCAAAUGUCUCCAUGUUGAUGUGUCUGUGAAGAUUGUGAUCUGUUGUAAUAUCAGUUACAGUGGCAGUCUUGAAAGUAAGAAAUAGUUUAACAGAAAAAAGUUUACACACAAAAGAUUAAGCUAUUUUAUGUUUAAAAUGGCAUUUAGGACAGUAUUUAACAUUCUUGGUCACAAAGCUAUUUAAGUGGACUGUAUUUCAGCUAUAUAUCAUGUUUUAUAUGAUUAAAUUAUCAUUGUUUGUCCUUUAUGUAUUAUCUUCUACAAUAUAACACACUGACACUGUAUUAACUUGUUAUGUUGCGAUAUUUUGCUGCUGAAUUUCAGGCUACUUAUAUUCUACAGAAAUUUCAUGGAAAUACCUACUCAAGAUGAUAGUUGUAAAGAUAUUGUAUCUCCUUUAAUAUACUCCUUAAAAAGUAUGUUGGUUUAGCCUUGUUUUGUGGGUAAGAAAAAAUGCUUGACCUUGAAAUAUUUUCUACUUAAAACUUGUGGAUGAAGGCCCUAUCUCCACAAAGGAGUUGUGUUCUGUGGCUGAUUUACUAACAGUAACUUCCAUUUUGUGUCUGUGGUAACAGAGUGAUUUGUAAAACAGUGGAUGUUUUCAUUGUGUUCUCUUUGUGGGUUGUUUUUCCAGUGGGUCAUAUUCAUACCUUCUGAUGAAGUUGUACCAACACCAGCAACAUUAGAAUGGCCCUGUAGCCCUGGGCUCUUAUUAACAUAACGAAGACUUUGCACUCUGGGGAAAGCCAAGCUAAAAGCCCGUGCUCCAAUAAAAGUUCUGUCCAAAAACCA
Suncus etruscus (white-toothed pygmy shrew) is the source of this 11412-nucleotide messenger RNA. RefSeq names its product reelin (gene RELN). The coding region runs from base 52 to 10428 and encodes 3458 amino acids. NCBI's taxonomy places the organism in Eukaryota, Metazoa, Chordata, Mammalia, Eulipotyphla, Soricidae. Gene Ontology annotation, molecular function: lipoprotein particle receptor binding. The transcript has 64 exons. Gene Ontology annotation, biological process: central nervous system development; neuron migration. The record is from RefSeq and is a predicted model, not a curated record.